Eutrema salsugineum is the source of this 1429-nucleotide messenger RNA. RefSeq names its product CBL-interacting serine/threonine-protein kinase 4. The coding region runs from base 12 to 1370 and encodes 452 amino acids. The record is from RefSeq and is a predicted model, not a curated record. Gene Ontology annotation, molecular function: protein kinase activity; ATP binding. The transcript has a single exon. Gene Ontology annotation, biological process: signal transduction; protein phosphorylation. NCBI's taxonomy places the organism in Eukaryota, Viridiplantae, Streptophyta, Magnoliopsida, Brassicales, Brassicaceae.
AAAAAAACUUCAUGCUCCCUCCGGCACCAUUUCCUCAGUCCCCACCAUCCACCAUGGGCUCUAAAACUCCACGAUCGUCGGAGAAUCUCACAGGGACCACUCUCCUCGGUAAAUACGAACUCGGUCGCCGGCUCGGCAGCGGUAGCUUCGCCAAAGUCCAUGUGGCUCGUUCCAUCGAAACAGGCGAGCUCGUGGCCGUCAAAAUCAUAGACAAGAAGAAAACCGAAGAAGCCGGUAUGGGACCGAGAAUAAUCCGAGAAAUCGAAGCGAUGCGCCGUCUCCACCACCACCCAAACGUCCUCAAAAUCCACGAAGUCAUGGCCACCAAAACAAAGAUCUACCUCGUCGUCGAGCUCGCCACAGGUGGAGAGCUUUUCGAGAAAAUCCUCCGGUUCGGCCGGCUCAAUGAACCGGCGGCGCGUCGUUACUUCCAGCAACUCGCCUCCGCGCUCACUUUCUGCCACCGUGACGGAAUCGCUCACCGCGACGUGAAGCCGCAGAAUCUCCUUCUCGACAAGCAAGGAAACCUCAAGGUCUCCGACUUCGGCUUAUCGGCUUUGCCGGAGCACCGUAGCAGCACCGGGAUGCUCCACACGGCUUGCGGCACGCCGGCUUACACAGCGCCGGAGGUAAUCGCUCAGAGAGGAUACGACGGCGCGAAGGCGGAUUCGUGGUCGUGCGGCGUCUUCCUCUUCGUUCUCCUCGCAGGUUACGUUCCUUUCGACGAUUCCAACGUUGUAAUGAUGUACAGGAAGAUCCAGAGAAGAGAUUACAAAUUCCCUCACUGGAUCUCGAAACCGGCUCGAUCGAUUAUCUACAAGCUUCUCGAUCCGAAUCCGGAGACGAGGAUGAGUAUCGAAGCUGUGACGAAAACCAAUUGGUUUAAAAAAUCGCUCAAAAUCUCUGAAUUUCAAUCUAGUGUUUUCGAAAUUGACGAUCGAUUGGGGAAAUUGAGCAGUGAGUCGAUGACGGCGUUUGAUUUGAUUGCGUUGUCGUCGGGAUUGGAUUUAUCGGGGCUGUUUCAGAGGAGGAGGAGGAAGGAGAGGAGGUUUACGGCGAAGGUUUCGGCGGAGGAUGUGGUGGAGAAGGCGAAGAAGAUUGGGGAGAAUUUAGGGUUUAGAGUGGAGGAGAAGAGAGAGGCGAGAGCUGUGGGAUUGGAGAAAGGGAGAACGACGAUGGUGGUUGAAGCGGUGGAGGUUGUUGAAGGGUUGGUUGUUGGGGAGGUGAAGGUGGCGGAAGCGGCGGAGGAGGAGAAGGAGGAGGAGGAGUCUCACUGGUCGGAGCUAAUUGUAGAGCUUGAGGAGAUUGUGCUCACAUGGCACUAUGACGAUGAAGUAGCUGAUGAGAGUGUUGAAAAUGAGUUAGCUUAACUUUCAAGGUUCAUUUUUUUUUUUGUAAAUUAGGGCAGUCAAUUCGGAGUUGGGAAGGA